Paramuricea clavata is the source of this 2273-nucleotide messenger RNA. Lineage: Eukaryota; Metazoa; Cnidaria; Anthozoa; Malacalcyonacea; Plexauridae. The record is from the annotation of a GenBank genome assembly.
CCACAAAAGUUCGCUGUUUUGAUAAGAAUAUAUUAAUCAGACAACUACUGUAUUCUUUGCUAACUACACUAAUGACAGGCACUGUUCUAAAAUAUGCUCUUGUCUUUUGUUGCAGUGUGACAGCUGCUCCAUUUUUACCAAGUCAUCCACCAAAAGUGCACGAGGUAAUGCGGAACCCAACAUUUUAAAAAUUAAAUAUUUAUAUUAGAUAUUUCGAUAAAAAGUAACUCAUUUUCAAAUUUCCAUGUGAACAUUAAGAUUUUUGCUCAAGAGAAAUAUAAGAAUACUUCAAAAAUAUCAUCUCGUAAAAUCAAGAUGUGAGUUGUUCAAAGGCAAGGUCUGACGUGUACAAUCUGACAGACAUUUGCCCGGCAGAACAUUCAGCUGACAGAACAUUCAGCCGACAGAUAUUUCCCUGAAUGGGCCAGCCUCUUGUGUCGGACUAAUGUUCUAUCGACUAAAUGUUCAGCCAUGAUUCUAACAUAGAGUUUAUUUCAGGUUCCACGUCAUGCAAGCGAAGCUCACCUGCUAGCCCAAAGACAAGCACUUGAGGUAGGAUAUUAUGAUUAUCAGGUCAAAAACGCAUUGAUGAAAAUCAUAACUGCUGAAUUGAUGAAAAGUUUGUUAUGAUAUGGUUCAACUCAACCAGUUAUUAUAUUUUAUCCUCGGUUGCCUCAAUGUCUGUAUAAUGUAAUAAUGAAUGUCUCAAAAAUACCUCCUACUUUAAAAUAUCCCCUUCCCUUAACAAUGUUGACAAAUUGCCUUUAAAACGUUGGGGACAAAAGCCUGAAGUUAAUUGAUUACGUCUUCCCAAAAUUUCGAUCUAUUUUAUUAAUAGUUUUGUUCACAAUUGUAAUAGUCUUGUGUGUUUGUCUGCUGGCUGCUCACCAUACAACAAUUGUAAUAUUACUUUCCUAACUACUGUAUGUUUAUCCUAACCCAUCCUGCCAACUUUUCCUGUGGAAGGAAACUGGAGUCCGUUGCGAGAAUCUCACGGCCUCAGAGGUGAAAGGCGCUUCGUCUGAUGACUGCGCCACCGAAGCUACAUUAGCCCAGUGAGCUCUAUAUAUACCUGGAGUAAGAAAUUCGGUCAAUGAGAAAAGUGAAGCCAAGAUGGCGGCCAUUGACGUCCAAUAGCUCUGAAGGUCGUAAACAGUUUUUAUACCAUUUUCCCAAGCUAAUUCCAGUUUUUUCUAAUGGACCGUAUCACUAAUCAAGUUUUCAGUUCAUAAAAUCCCAAUAUUAUUCUUUAAAUUGAAGUCAAAAUACGAAACACUUUCAACACACUCCUUGCCAAGAUGGCGGAAAUUGAAGGAGCUCUCGGACGUCAGUUCCAGUCCCUUUCUAUUGUUUUUGUAUGCGCGGUUAACACGAAACUGGCUUCACUUUGAGCAACCAAGUUCCCACUCCAGAUAUAUAUGGAGCUCACUGCAUUAGCCAUUCCGAAGUUGAUGAGAGGACUGGGGACGAGUGUUAAAAAGUGCCCAAAUUAAGAAAUGAACCAAACCACUAAAAAGAUCACCUCAAAAUUAGCAAGUAUACAAAGUUUGAAGAGGUUUACAUGAAUACCCUUCAAAUAAUAAGCUUUCGAAAAUCGCGAUAUUUACUAUGAAAUGCACUGUAAUUUUUGUUUGGGGGGACGCGCGUCCCAAAAACCGUCUUUUAAUCAGUAAUUUCACAAUUUUCGAAAGCUUAUUGUUCGAAAGGUAUUCAUGUAAACGUCUUCAAACUUUGUAUACUUAAUACUCAUUUUGAGGUGAUCCUUUUAGUGAUUUGGGCACUUUUUAACACUCGUCUUCAGUCCACUCAUCAACUUCGGAAUGGCUAAUUGCGCCACCGAAGUCCCGUACUGCGCCACCGUAGUAGCCCCUAUUGAUAAAAAUUCUUUCAAUAUUUUAGUAUGCAAAUUCCAUUUCGUGGGGUUAUUUCAUCACUCAAGAUUCUCUACAUGGCAAUUUGAUCUUACCUGUGAUACCAAGAUUUGAACAAGACUGAAGAACAUUACAUAGUUGAAAUACAAGAAGAGCUUCUUCUUGGGUGUGGGUUGCGUGCGUAUGGCGUGUGAGACCUGGAGAUAACUGUCAGACAUGCGUGGUGUAUACUGCCACUCUGGAAAUAAUGCCAAGAUUGUAAAAUUAACUGCAAAAGCUGGAGUUUUACGCUGAAUUCAGUUGCACUCAAUGCAUGUUACCUGUUUUGCGACAACUUGCAAUAAUGGUGGCAUCUGGUAUAUCCAUGGAAUAUAUUAAUAAAAUUGACCAGAAAAAUAAAAC